AUGUGCCGUCAUGAUAUUCCCCUCUUCCUAUGUGACAUGCGCACUCCAGGCGAAUGGCAACACUUCUCAGUUGCCAUGCUCAUCGCACUCAGCUGCCAACUUCCCUCAAAUGCCACCAUUGGACUGAUGUAUGAUGUUGGGUGCAUUCUUGAUCGAUCUGCAGCCAAGUAUAAUCUUAUCCCUGAAAUUGCCCCCAGAUUAAGCAUCGCAGUUUCAGUCUUCCAUGCUUAUGCCCAUCAAUUCUGUUGUCAAAUCGCGUUCCACCCAUGGAAAUGCAACGGGUUUGGGAAGUCAAACGGGGAAGGGAAUGAGCGGUUAUGGUCCUCAAUGGUUGACAUGAUAGCGCCCGAACGCAUGAUGAGUGUGAGUCCCAACAUGCCCUAUAUGUCAGGGACAGCUCCGAAAGCGGCGAGGUCCCUGCGCGCGGGACUCGGUGAGAGGAAUAGCGGCUGUGCGUAG
Cantharellus anzutake is the source of this 459-nucleotide messenger RNA. RefSeq lists its product as uncharacterized. Lineage: Eukaryota; Fungi; Basidiomycota; Agaricomycetes; Cantharellales; Hydnaceae. The coding region runs from base 1 to 459 and encodes 152 amino acids. The record is from RefSeq and is a predicted model, not a curated record. The transcript has 2 exons.